Messenger RNA from Panonychus citri (citrus red mite), 1541 nucleotides. RefSeq names its product beta-galactoside alpha-2,6-sialyltransferase 2-like (gene SiaT). The transcript has 2 exons. Gene Ontology annotation, molecular function: sialyltransferase activity. NCBI's taxonomy places the organism in Eukaryota, Metazoa, Arthropoda, Arachnida, Trombidiformes, Tetranychidae. Bases 300 to 1505 code for a protein of 401 amino acids. The record is from RefSeq and is a predicted model, not a curated record.
GUAAACAUGAAUUCGUUAAUUAUUGUUAAUUGUUUAUCUUCUCAAUCUAAUCAGUUGUUUGACUGAUUAAUUGAAUGAAUUUUAAUCUUCAAUAUUAAUCUUGACUUCGUAACUAAUUUAUUGGAUGAAUUUCUAUAAGUCUUCCUCUUUAUCUCUUGGUGAUGAUUGUGAUCAUGAUGGUGAUGAUCUUAUGGAUUAAUCCAAUUAACCAAUUGAUUGGAAGAUUGAAUGGAACAAUUCAGUCUUGGAUGGAUUAUUCAGAGUAUUUAAAUCGAUUGGAUUAACUGUAUCAAUCAAUUAUGAAGCUUCUUGGGUGUGCAAUUUGUUUCUUUAUCGGGGUAACCCUAUUCAGUAGUGGUUUCUACUUUUACCUAAUUAUUAGUCAAUAUAUGAUCUCGUCUACUUAUCAAGCCCAUCGAGCAAUGUUCAAAAAUAUGGUUGAUUCAGCGAAAGGUUUAAUCAUUUCCAAAGAUGAAUCUCUAUUCCAAUCUUCCAAUGAUAUUGAAAAUAUUGAGAGACAAAGAAAAAUGAAUCUAAGUACUUCCUUUGAUCAUGAUCUUCGAAGGCAAAUUGAAGUAUUUCUUGUUCGAUUGCGAUCCAAAUUACGUAGUUGGGAACUACGAAGUACCAGUAUUUUGUGGCGGCAACAAAACUCCUACAACAGAUAUAAUGUCACCUAUUUACGAUCUCCACCAACCUAUCCAAGUGUUACCCGUCUUUGUACAGUUCCGUUUACGACGAUAAGUCCAACCUACGAACCAUUUUCUUCCAAUGGAUUUGAUUCAAUAUUACCAAAAGAAUCGUUGAUUAAAUUGUUAAGAGAAAAGUAUCCAGUCCAUGAAACAUGUGCCUUGAUUGCGAAUUCAGGUUCAUUGUUAAAAUCAUCGAAAGGUUCAGAGAUUGAUUCUCAUGAUGUGAUAAUAAGAUUCAAUGAUGCACCAACAAUCGGUUAUGAGAUGGAUGUUGGCUCUCGAACAUCAAUUAGAAUAAUUAAUUCUCAAGUAGCCUCACGUUUAACCUUCAAUUUAUCUGAUCCAUUAUAUUCAUCGGCUGUUAAUCUUGUCUGGGAUCCAUCGUCUUUCCAAGUUGAUCUAAAUCAAUGGUUCAAUAAACCGGAUCACAAUUUUUUCCCAAAUUAUCGGAAAACUCGAGAGAAAACACCGAACAUUCCGUUUUACAUUAUUCACCCUCAAGUGGCCUGGGAUCUUUGGAAACAAUUACAAACCAGUAAAUCACAUCAAAUCCAUCGAACUCCACCUUCAUCUGGAUUUAUUGGUCUUCUUUUAGGUCUACGAUUGUGUUCCUACGUUUACGCUUAUGAAUAUAUUCCGUCAAUUCGUAUGACGGAAAACUGUCACUAUUACGAUAAUACGACUGGACUUGGAUGUACCUUCGGUGAUUGGCAUCCACUGGCUACCGAAAAACUUUACGCACUUCAUUUGAACACCGCCAGUGAUUAUGAUUUAGCGAUCAAUGGCCGUAUGAGAACUCGAGGAUGUGGUUAAUUGAAACGUUAACGAAACUUUUCUGAACAUUCAAAA